UGAGAAGUCCGGGAGGGAGCUGCGGUGGCUGCUGCGGAGCGUGGUCCGCUCUCAGCGCGCCCCCCUCCGCGGAGAAGCGCAGGGAGGGGACCCCAGGCUCUCGGCUCCGCUCAGUCUCUACUCCCGGGAUGGGGGACGAGCGCAGGGCCUGGAGAAGCACGACCGCAAGCCGCGGCGCCCCCGCUCGCCCGCUAGCUGGCUCUUCGUUGUCGCCGCGCCGACUCAGCUAAGCGGACAGAGUGCACUCGGGCGGCGCACAGAGAGCCCCGGCGGGAGAGAGAGCCGGCGAGGACGGGCUCGGAACGAGCGGUUGGCCGAGAGCUGGCAGGUUUUCAAUGUGUCUUCUGGAGGAUCUAAUGUGAUUAUGACGAGUCUGCCUUUGUAACACUCCAAAAGAGUGAAUGACAUGCACGGUGUGGGGUGUCCUUUCUGAAGGGAGGAGCCUUUCUCUUGGAGAGGAUCCUCGAUGAGCCUGGCCAAGGCCCGGGGUCUGUGUGAAGAGGACUAAGGAUUAAGUAGGAUGUCAACUGAGACAGAACUUCAAGCAGCUGUGAAAACCAGCACCAAGAAAGACUCCAGGAAGAAAGGUCAGGAUCGCAGUGAAGCCACUUUGAUAAAGAGGUUUAAAGGUGAAGGGGUCCGCUACAAAGCCAAACUGAUUGGGAUUGAUGAAGUUUCUGCUGCUCGGGGAGACAAGUUAUGUCAAGAUUCUAUGAUGAAGCUCAAGGGUGUUGUUGCUGGCGCUCGUUCCAAAGGAGAACACAAACAGAAAAUCUUUUUAACCAUCUCCUUCGGAGGAAUCAAAAUCUUUGAUGAGAAGACAGGGGCCCUUCAGCAUCACCAUGCUGUUCAUGAAAUUUCCUACAUUGCGAAGGACAUCACGGAUCACCGGGCUUUCGGAUACGUUUGUGGGAAGGAAGGGAAUCACAGAUUUGUGGCCAUCAAAACAGCCCAGGCGGCUGAACCUGUGAUUCUGGACUUGAGAGAUCUCUUUCAACUCAUUUACGAACUGAAGCAAAGAGAAGAACUGGAAAAAAAGGCACAAAAGGAUAAGCAGUGUGAACAAGCUGUGUACCAGACAAUUUUGGAAGAGGAUGUUGAAGAUCCCGUGUACCAGUACAUUGUGUUUGAGGCUGGACAUGAACCAAUCCGUGAUCCUGAAACAGAAGAAAACAUUUACCAGGUUCCCACCAGCCAGAAGAAGGAAGGUGUUUAUGAUGUGCCAAAAAGUCAACCUGUAAGUAAUAGCCAGCCAUUGGAGGAUUUUGAAGAGCGUUUUGCUGCAGCCACACCGAACAGACAUCUGUCAGUGGACUUUGAUGAGCUUCUUGAGGCAAGCAAGGCUGUGACCCAAUUAGAACUUUUUGGAGACAUGUCCACCCCUCCUGAUAUAACCUCUCCCCCUACUCCAGCAACCCCAGGUGAUGCCUUUCUCCCGCCGUCAUCCCAGACGCUUCCGGGGAGUGCAGAUGUGUUUGGCUCUGUGUCUUUUGGCACUGCUGCUGUACCCUCAGGUUAUGUCGCCAUGGGCGCCGUCCUCCCGUCCUUCUGGGGCCAGCAGCCCCUCGUUCAACAGCAGAUCGCCAUGGGUGCUCAGCCACCCGUUGCUCAGGUGAUGCCAGGAGCUCAACCCAUCGCAUGGGGCCAGCCAGGUCUCUUUCCUACCACCCAGCAACCCUGGCCAGCUGUGGCCGGGCAGUUCCCGCCAGCCGCCUUCAUGCCCGCACAAACUGUUAUGCCUUUACCAGCUGCCAUGUUCCAAGGUCCCCUCACCCCCCUUGCAACCGUCCCAGGCACGAAUGACUCUGCCAGGUCAAGUCCACAGAGUGACAAGCCCAGGCAGAAAAUGGGGAAGGAAAUGUUUAAGGAUUUCCAGAUGGUCCAGCCUCCACCCGUGCCCUCCCGUAAGCCUGACCAGCCCUCCCUGACCUGUACCUCAGAGGCCUUCUCCAGUUACUUCAACAAAGUCGGGGUGGCACAAGAUACAGACGACUGUGAUGACUUUGACAUCUCCCAAUUGAAUUUGACACCUGUGACUUCCACCACACCGUCCACCAACUCACCUCCAACCCCAGCGCCUAGGCAGAGCUCUCCAUCUAAAUCAUCAGCAUCCCACGCCAGCGAUCCGAACCCAGACGACAUCUUCGAAGAAGGCUUUGAAAGUCCCAGCAAGAGUGAAGAACAAGAGGCUCCUGAUGGAUCACAGGCGUCCUCCACCAGUGAUCCAUUUGGGGAGCCCAGUGGUGAGCCCAGUGGUGAUAAUAUAAGUCCACAAGACGGUAGCUAGAUAGCGCAGGUCUGGGAGCCUGAGCCUCUCUAUGCGCAGAUCAACAGACCUAAGAAAUAGCAUCAAUGCGAGCUCAUGGUGGGUGCUUCAAGACUGGCAUGGGAAUCAGCAGUGCAACAGGCUCUCUUGUAUUCUCACCUCACCUCAUCCCACAGAGAAACUCACAAUCGCCCAGUGAAACUGAAGAGGGAACAGAGUGGUUUUUUGGCAACCAAUAGCAGAUACCUAUGGCAGCACAAAAAAAACAAAGCAAAACACAACAUCCCCCCAAAAGUAUUUUUAAAAUAAAAAAAAAACAGAACCCAACAUUGAUCACCAGUCAAGCUGAUGCUUAACCAACAAAUACCUUGAGCUCUCUCAGCUGGGUCUAAGAUGCCCCCGGAUAUGAAACCAUUAUUGUGCUUUUAUUUUGCUACCUGUUGACCACUGUAGAGACCGAAGAUUUGGAGUGGCAGGCAUCAGAGAAUUGCAACAAGGUUGGCACUAACUCAUUUUAGGCCAAAGCAAGGGAUCCUUUGUGACCACAGUGUCAUCUUCCAUAUGCCUUCUGGCUGUGGCGAUGUGCGUGGCAUCUCUCCACAGGGCCUGGUCUGCCAUCCUGUUUCCCCUGUCCUUUAUUUGUCAUGUUUGAGAAUUAAUGAGUGUACAAAUUUUUGUAUUGCUUUUGACUUUUUUUUAGAAAUGGGUGAAGAAGUCUAAAUGGGGGAGGGAAAGUCUCUUAUGAUGUGAAUUAACUUGAAAUCACAAGGCAAACAAGUGGUUGGUUAUUCAUUAUAAUCAAGGAUAUUGCCAAAACAACCCUUUAGUUAUCCUGCAUCCUGGUGAAGAAAGACAGCUUUUGGAUGGAACCUUCAUCCUGGGGGUAGCAAAGGACAUCAAACCCCAUUGAUGAGAAAGAUGGAAAAAUGCAUCCAGUUCCCUAAGAAGCUCUGAAGUCUUGAGUACAAUAAAAUGAUGUCUUUAUUUUUCUGAUACUUCGCUGCUGUGAUACUAUGCAGACAAGUGUCUUCUCCAUGCGCCAUUUUCAAAGAAAAGUCAUUUGCCAAAUAGUUCUGGUACAAUUCUGGUAAUGUGGUUUUGAAUCUUAGAAACCAACUUUCUAAUGGUGACAUGAAUAUUCAAUGUAACAAACUGACUCUGUGGUCAAAUGGUUCAUCUCUAUCUCUUUUUGUACAUCAGAAUAUUCAAAUGGGAUUUUUUUAUUUUCUAACUUGAAAAGGAAAACCUUACCAUUAAACUCUUUAACUAUUUAAGGGAAAUGGCUUUAAGGAGUUCUAAUGAUGUAAAUAUGUCAAUGAAGAUGCUUUUAAUAAUGCCAUUACACUGUAGAGAAGAUAGCAGAUGGAGUGUAAGGUGCAAGGAACAUGAUGGAUGGGGCUCACUCUCCAGGAGUUUUUCUAGGAUGACUGGUAGAAAGCGACCAUUCAGAGACAGGCAGGAAGUCUUGGGCCAAUCAGCAGCUAGUGAACAGGCAGGGGCGGGGCUUCACAGCCAGCUUUUCUGGAGUUUUCUCACCUUAAGCCCAAGGGGAGAAAAAGAGGAGGCUCACAUUGGAAGGUUUGAUUUUCAGAUUUGGGAAAUCGCUCACCUCUCCAUUCCCAUUUCCUCUCCCAUCAGCCACUGGACAAAUUGUACGUGAAACGGAAGGAUUUUACACAUGUGGGACAAAAGUCUAGUGUUUAGUUCAUAUGUUUAGCACACAACUUUCAUAAAGAAUCUAUAUAUUUUUACCCUAUAGAGAAUUGUUAUACAGGUCAAAUGUGUUUUCCUGAUGUUCCUAUGCAGUUACAUGUUGGAUUUAGUGGCUUAACAUAAAGAAAGAAACCCUCAAGAGCUGUGUGAUUGGAUCUGGGAGUAAUUACUGUAUUAAGUUUUAAAAUUUGAAAAGUCAAAUUUACCUUGAUAUGAGUGAUUGAAAUUGACCUGUAUGUGUUGGCUUCUUCAUAUUAAUAGGAACUAAAAUAGUUUUGAAGAUGAUUUUUUGUUUUGGUUUGGUUUUUGAGACAGGGUUUCUCUGUAUUGCUUUGGAGCCUGUCCUGGCACUCACUCUGUAGACCAAGCUGGCCUCAAACUCACAGAGAUCCACCUGCCUCUGCCUCCCGAGUACUGGGAUUAAAGGCAUGCUCCACCACACCUGGCUGAAGAUGAUUUUAAAGUGACUCUUCAGACAAAAAAAGACAGGAUACAAUGUCAACCUAAUUGUUAUUUUCACUGGAAUAUAAUUUUCCCAAAUAGAUCAAUGAACCACAUGUCCAUUAAGAAAUAUGUGUAAAUGCUACUCUACUGUAGAAGGUUCCAGGAACUAGAGAAACCAGAAGGGUUAUUCACUGCCCUCUGAAGCUGCUAUCUGUUGGUACAAGAUUCCUCCCAAAAGGUGUACCCUUGCUAUGAUGAGGUGACCCUCUUGUGCAAAGGAGAAAUGGGAAGUUGUAAUGUCCGAGAACUGUCCUGAAAGCAGACCUGCUUCUCUGAAGUGUUAGCAAGUUAGGUGGUUGCCACGGGAAACAGCAUCAGUGGCUAUGGGUGUGAUGCCAAGUCUCUAUGAGUGGUGCUGUCGUGUCCCUCCCUAUGGCUGUCAGAGUUUGUCCAUAAGUGUCACACCCUCAUCCCCAUCCUUUGGGUAACUGUGACAGGAAGCGCACUCUGACUGGCAUUGCUGUUUUAGGUAUACCAUCUGCAGUCAGUUGCAUAGCAGGUGGUGACAGCCCAGCCAAUGGCCAUCCUUCAUUGAGCAGGUUGGAAAUGUAACUGAAUCUGAACUUGAGGAAGAUUCCCAGCUGAUACAUGAAAAUGAGGAGGAUAAAGUCGAGAUUUUAGACUGCCACCUUUAUCUUCAUUGCAGAAUACUGAUUUUUUUCCCCCAAGCACCGUUUGGUGAGUUCAGAACCACGGUACCCCUCUCCCAGGAAUACAGUGAUAUGUCCAAACAGGAGCUGAGGUACCAAUACCAAAAGAGCAUGGGGAGUCUGCACAGUUCUGGUUAGAUCGAUAGAAAGAUUCAUGAGUACAACUCACUUCCUCAUCCUCUAUUAGCACUAAAUUUGUCACUUUAAAUUUUGAAACCAGGGAAAUGCCACCUGUCAUUCUGUCCCCAUUCCCCAUAGCUUUUCGAUCUUUACAUGCCACAAGACUUUUUUGCUAACUCAUAUCCAUCCCAGCGUCUACAGCAACCCCAUCAUGUAAUGUACCGGGCACCUUCUUUUAAGAAAAUGUUUACUCCGUGGGUUUGGUUCCUUUCAAUUUCUGCGUUCUGACACAUAUUUUUUUAAUAAAGAUGAGAAAGAGAAAAUGACUGUUGCAGUACGUUUCUAGACCUACUUUAACUUUACCUCAGAUGACAGUUUGUUAACAUAUAUGGACACAUUAUUUUUAACUUUAUGUACAAUGCAUUCAACAGAACAGCAAAAUUUUUAGAAAUUUUCCAUUAAUUUCUGUAACACGCCAUGUAAAACGGUUACAAAUAAACAUGUUUGAGAACAACA
Molecule: messenger RNA, 5769 nt
Organism: Mesocricetus auratus (golden hamster)
Lineage: Eukaryota; Metazoa; Chordata; Mammalia; Rodentia; Cricetidae
Gene: Dab1
Product: DAB adaptor protein 1
Exons: 18
Coding region: 521-2287 (588 amino acids)
Biological process (GO): ventral spinal cord development; lateral motor column neuron migration
Source: RefSeq, a predicted model, not a curated record